AUGGCCUCCAGCGGAUUCACAACAGCAAUGACCACGCGGUCGCUCCGCAUGGUGCGGACGGAACUUGAAUUCCUCGCCGAUGCCUCUGUCAUUACCUCACAGCAGCUCUCAUCGAUUCUCUCACAGCUACCGUCCGAGUCCGACGCUCGUUCUCUGGUCCAAGAACAACAACCCUCACCGCAGCCAAUCCAACCGGUGCAACAUCUACCCAUCCAAACGCAGCCUCCUCCUGCCCCUUAUUCGCCCCCAGCCUCGAGAACAUCGAUGAAUGAGAAGUCCAGUCUGCACAACCAAUACGCAAGCCCGCCCCCUCAGCCCCCACCAGCCUAUCCUCAGGUCCCGCCGAUCACGGGCCUAGCGACGGCUCUGUACGCGUAUACACCGACCGACCCAGGUGAUCUGGCCAUCCAGCCGCGCGAUCGUAUUCAGGUUAUCGAACACAUGAAUGAGGACUGGUGUCGAGGCCGCAACGAGCGGACUAAUCUCGAAGGAAUCUUCCCCAGAAGCUACGUGGAACUGUUGAAUGAGAAACAACCGGUUUCAUCGCCCGCGCCUACAAAUUAUGGAAAUAUGCCGCUGGAAGUCAGCCAAGGUGGAUCGUCUAGUGCGCAGCCCAAUGAUCCCAAAUCGGAUAAGUUCCAGCAAGGGGGCAAGAAGUUUGGCAAGAAACUGGGCAAUGCCGCAAUCUUCGGUGCGGGUGCUACUGUCGGCUCCAACAUUGUCAACAGCAUCUUCUGA
Molecule: messenger RNA, 738 nt
Organism: Penicillium lagena
Lineage: Eukaryota; Fungi; Ascomycota; Eurotiomycetes; Eurotiales; Aspergillaceae
Product: SH3 domain-containing protein
Exons: 4
Coding region: 1-738 (245 amino acids)
Biological process (GO): protein transport to vacuole involved in ubiquitin-dependent protein catabolic process via the multivesicular body sorting pathway
Cellular component (GO): ESCRT-0 complex
Molecular function (GO): protein binding
Source: RefSeq, a predicted model, not a curated record